Molecule: messenger RNA, 4098 nt
Organism: Dermacentor andersoni
Lineage: Eukaryota; Metazoa; Arthropoda; Arachnida; Ixodida; Ixodidae
Gene: dre4
Product: SPT16 homolog, facilitates chromatin remodeling subunit dre4
Biological process (GO): transcription elongation by RNA polymerase II
Cellular component (GO): FACT complex
Molecular function (GO): nucleosome binding
Source: RefSeq, a predicted model, not a curated record
GCGCCGAUCUCGCGCCAUUCGCAACCGAAGAAUACCGCCAUUUGCUGGUGGUUGUUCACGCGAAAUGGCAAGUUUGACUGUGAAUAAAGAUACCUUUUACCGGCGGAUACGACGUUUGUACGCCGCAUGGAAGAAACCUGAUGACAAUUAUGCCUCGUUGGGUAAAAUGGAUGCCCUUGUUUCUGCUGUCGGAGUUGAUGAAGAGAUUGUGUACAGCAAGUCCACAGCUAUACAGACGUGGCUGUUUGGGUAUGAGCUGACGGACACCAUCAUGGUGCUAUGCGAGUCUGCUAUCUACUUUCUGGCCAGCAAGAAAAAGGUUGAAUUUCUCAAGCAGUUGGAGUCUGGCAAAGAGAACGAGGCCCAAGCACCACCUAUCACCCUGCUUGUUCGGGAUAAGGCUGACAAAGACAAGGCUAACUUUGAAAAGCUGAUCGACGCCAUCAAGAAAAGCCGUAAUGGCAAAGUGGUCGGUGAAUUUAGCAAGGAUAAAUUUCCUGGUGAAUUUAUGGAUGCCUGGCGGUCUGCUAUUUCACCUGAAAAGUUUGACAUGGUGGACAUCAGUGCAGCUGUGGCCUAUGUGAUGGCUCCCAAGGAGGAGCAAGAAGUAGCUCUUACAAAGAAGGCAUGCCAAGUGACAGUGGAUGUGUAUGCCAAAUACUUGCGGGACCAGAUCAUGGAGAUAAUUGAUGCAGAUAAGAAAGUGAAACACUUCAAGCUUGCUGAGGGUGUGGAUCAGGCGUUCCAGGAGAAGAAAUACCUGGGUGGUGUGGAUCCAUCUCAAGUGGACUCCUGUUACCCGGCGAUCAUUCAGUCUGGUGGCAACUACAAUCUCAAGUUCAGCGUAGUCAGUGACAAGAAUACGUUGCACUUUGGGGCCAUCACUUGUGCAUUGGGGGCCCGUUACAAGUCUUACUGCUCCAACAUCGUCCGCACGCUGCUGGUAAAUCCUAGCCAAGAGCAGCAGGAUCUCUAUGACUUCUUGUUGCAACUUGAAGAAGAAGUGGUUCUUGAGAAACUUCGAGAUGGAGUUAAGCUGUGUGAUGUGUUCGCAGCUGUAAUGGCACGCGUCAACAAGGACCACAAAGAGCUUGCUGACAAGAUGACCAAAAAUGUUGGGUUCGCAACUGGAAUCGAGUUUCGCGAGAGCUCCCUGGUGAUUCAGUCGAAGACCACGGCAGUUGCUCGUAAAGGUAUGGUCUUCAACAUCAACAUAGGCUUCUCUGGUCUUCAAUUGAAAGCAAGCGGUGAUGAAGGCAUCAAGACAUACGCACUUUUUAUUGGAGACACAGUCUUGGUAAAUGAGGGUCAGCCAGCAACAAUCUUGACAAACAGCAAGAAGAAGCUGAAGAACAUUGCCAUUUUCAUCAAGGAUGAGGAGGAGGAGGAGGAAGAGGAUGAAGAGGAGGAAAAGGAUGGCAAGAAGAAGCAAGAUGCACCGAUCUUGGGCCGUGGAGGUCGAAGAACAGCGAUCUUGGACUCUAAGCUCAGGACUGAACAGUCAGCAGAAGAGAAACGUCAGCAGAACCAAAAGUUGCUUGCAGAGCGCUUGAAUCAGGCAGCCAAAGACAGGCUGGCAUCACAGCGAGGUGUGCAAAAGGAUGAGAAAAUCCGGAAGUCAAAUGUUUCAUACAAGUCUGUGAAUCAGAUGCCAAAGGAACCAGAAGUCAAGGAGCUCAAAAUAUUUGUUGACAAGAAGUAUGAAACUGUGAUCUUGCCAAUAUUUGGCAUUCCAGUUCCCUACCACAUUUCCACUAUCAAGAACAUAUCACAAUCUGUUGAAGGGGACUACACCUAUCUUCGGAUAAACUUCUUCCACCCUGGUUCAGCCUUGGGUCGGAAUGAAGGCAAUAUUUUUCCGAAUCCAGAAGCCACAUUUUUGAAGGAAAUAACGUACCGGAGCACCAAUGUGAAGGAGCCAGGGGAGAUCUCUGCACCCUCAUCCAACCUGAACACAGCCUUUAGACUCAUCAAAGAAGUUCAAAAGAAAUUUAAGACGAGGGAAGCUGAGGAACGAGAGAAAGAGGGUAUAGUAAAGCAGGACACUCUUGUGCUAAGCUCAAACAAAGGAAAUCCCAAGCUCAAGGACUUGUACAUUCGGCCAAACAUCUACUCCAAGCGCAUUUCUGGCAUCUUGGAAGCGCACUCCAAUGGUUUCCGCUUCACUUCAGUGCGAGGUGACAAAGUUGACAUCUUGUACAACAACACCAAGCAUGCCUUUUUCCAGCCUUGUGAUGGGGAGAUGAUAAUCCUUCUCCACUUUACACUCAGGAAUGCAAUCAUGUUUGGCAAGAAGAAGCACAAUGAUGUUCAGUUCUACACUGAAGUUGGAGAGAUCACUACAGAUUUGGGAAAACAUCAACACAUGCACGAUAGAGAUGAUCUUGCUGCAGAGCAGGCUGAGCGAGAAUUACGUCAAAAGCUCAAAACUGCCUUCAAGACCUUCUGUGAGAAAGUGGAGGCAGUUACCAAAGGAGAAAUUGAAUUCGACACACCCUUCCGGGAUUUGGGCUUCCCUGGUGUACCCUAUCGCAGCACAGUACUCCUUCAACCAACCUCGGGCUGCUUAGUCAACUUGACGGAUUGGCCACCAUUCAUUGUUACCUUGGAAGAAGUGGAACUGGUUCAUUUUGAACGGGUGCAGUUUCACCUCAAGAACUUCGACAUGGUGUUUGUAUUCAAGGACUACCACAGGAAGUGUGCUAUGGUUAAUGCCGUCCCAAUGAACAUGCUUGACCAUGUCAAGGAGUGGCUCAAUUCAUGUGACAUUCGUUACACAGAAGGAAUUCAGAGUUUGAACUGGACCAAGAUAAUGAAGACAAUCACAGAUGACCCAGAGGGCUUCUUUGAGUCUGGUGGUUGGUCUUUCUUGGAUCCCGAGUCUGAUGGUGAAGACGGUGAUGGGGAUGAUGACUCUGAGGAAGAUGACCAGUACAAUCCAAGUGAAGAAGAAAACUCUGGUGAAGAUGAAUCCGACUCUGAUGAAGAGGACGACUCUGAAGACUAUUCAGCCUCUGAAGUCAGUGAAGAUGAAGAUUCCGUCGGUGGCGAGCUUGGCACCAGCGAGGAGAGUGGGAAAGACUGGUCGGAGCUUGAAGAAGAAGCUAGAGAAGCUGACAGAAACCGUAAUGAAUUUGAGGAUGAAUACACCAAACGCAAAGGUGGAAAGGGUUUGGACCGCAAACGUCCAGCUCAAGAUUCUCGUGGUCCAUCAUCCAAGGAUUCUCGUGGUCCGUCAUCCAAGGAUUCCCGUGGUCCGUCAUCCAAGGAUUCCCGUGGUCCGUCAUCUAAGGAUUCCCGAGGUCCAUCUAAGAAGGGCACUGCAAGCCCCCAGAAGAAUGGUAGCAGUGCUAAACGGCGGCGCGACUCUGACUCUAAGGGCUCUGAGCAGCGUAAGAAGCCGAAGAAGUGAGACUUCAGAUGCCAUCAUCUUCCUCAAGAGAAAAGGAAAGAGUGCUGGAAACAAUUAAAGGGUGGAGCCCUGUUCACGUCAUGGGGUCAGCAGCCAUGCUCCAGGCAGUGGUGGUGUUGAACACAGUAUGAACUAGUUUCUUCACAGGACAUGCGUGUUCGUCAUUUUUAACCUUUCUUUUUAAUGCUGUGAUUGAAAUGCAGUGCUGGCUAUAGCACAGCAGACAUGUUUUCUAUACAUGACAUCACGUGUGUUCUACGUGUUUUGAACAUAACAUGUUCAUGCUGUGACCAGCUGGCCUGUGCUUUCUUUAGACCUGUAAAAUAGCUCUUGUAUGUGUCACCAUGUGAAGAGAGAUAGGUUUUGCCUGCUAUUCCUCUAGCAUGUGCAUGUUGCCAAUAUGCUGCACAUCCAACAUGUAACAUUUAAGUUAAGCUGCUUUGAAUCAGUGUACAUACAUUUGGACACGGCGUGUUUUGUUUUUCCUGCCCGUUUUUAUUCCCCUGUGAAUAAGCCACAAAGCAGUGAUUCAUCCUCAGAGGUUAGUUCAUAACAUUACAGAGCAAGUUGUGCGCCUGUUUUUAUGCUUCAUUUGCUGUUUGUAUGUGCACACUUAUCAUGGAGACUUAAAUUCGAUGUUGUGGUUUUACUUUAAAGAUUCAAAUAAAUGCUUUUGUAUUGGAGUA